GCUGUUUUUUCCAGGUGAGCUGUGGCACACCAGACCUCGAGUUUUAAUGGUUUUAUGUAGUAUUUUUUAAAAGACUGAUGGAUGAAUGAAUGAAGAAGGAUUUUAACGAAGGAAGGGGACGGGAAAAAUGGAGCUGUUUGGAACAAACUGAGGUUUCUCCCUGCACUGCCCGGGCCAUGGGUGAGACAGAGCUGCUCAGCACCCCUUCCACCCUUUGGUGUCUGCUGGGGUUGUAAAGGCGCUCCCUGAACACCCCCUUCCUGUUCACCUGCUGGGAAAUGGUUGCUGCAGAGAAGAUUUAAUGAAAUUCCUGUCGCUCCCCAACCGCCGAGUGCAUCCUGAGCCCAUGGAAGGGCCUGGGGGGUCAGGAGAAAGGAGCAAGUAGGAAAACCCACAAUCCGCCAGACCUUCCCCUCCGCCCCCCUCGAAAAAAAGGAUUUACAGCUCAACCUUGCACCAGCUGUUCCUCGGCUUUAACAGACAAGAGAGAAAUAAAUAAAAUUAAACGGCCACCGUCAGCCAGCCAGCCCCAGAUCCCGGUGAAAUCAGGGAGAGUGUUUCCGUGACCCCUCCAGCGAGGGGAGGAGGAGGAGGCACGGCAGCUCCGUGAGGAAGCUGGGAUUGCUUGGAGACCACCCCCUCCUCCCGUGCAGCACCGGGGGCUGCGCACAGCAGAGGCGGAUUAAAAAGGAGAAGUGGCUGCCCAGAGGCUCCCGGAGUGGCUUUUUUGCAAGCACUUUGCUGAUCCUGUGCUCUUCUCGGGGUGCUGGCUGGGUAGGAAGCAGCCUGCCGAAGCCCGGGGAAUUCUCUCCCUGCUGAGCCUGCCUGUGGGCUGCUGCCUGGACUGAGGCUUGCAAGGGCGCUCAGCAUUCCCACUCCAACGGUUGUCCUAAAUCCAAAUCCCUUUCUCUGUUGUGAAUUUUUAAUGUUUUUAACCCUCCUUCCCUGUGCCUGGGAGCUCUCACGGGGCAGAGCUUAGAGUGGGCUCCUUUCCUGGGCCUCCUGCUCCAGAGCCUUCUCCAGACUGCGCGCCCCGGUCGGAGCUCGCCCCAGGAGCAGGCGUGGGGGCAGGGUAGGGGUCAGCCCCUGUCCCCCUCCCCUUCUCAUCCUGCUCUGAGUCCUCUGGGGCCUGGGCUAUGCUGCGGGGCGGACCCCCCACCACAGCUCCAACAUGCCAGCAGCCUCUGGAAAGAGAUUCAAACCCAGCAAGUACGUGCCGGUCUCCGCUGCUGCCAUCUUCCUAGUGGGAGCCACCACCCUCUUCUUCGCCUUCACGUGCCCAGGGCUCAGUAUCUACGUGUCCCCCAUCAUCCCCGCCUACAAUGCCGUCGUCUUCCUCUUCGUGCUGGCCAACUUCAGCAUGGCCACCUUCAUGGACCCAGGCAUAUUCCCACGAGCUGAGGAGGACGAGGACAAAGAGGACGAUUUCCGGGCGCCGCUGUACAAGACGGUGGAGAUCAAGGGCAUCCAGGUGCGCAUGAAGUGGUGCGCGACCUGCCGAGGGACGUGGGGCUGCCUCCUGCACCCAUGGAAGGAGCUGUGGUAG
Molecule: messenger RNA, 1546 nt
Organism: Zonotrichia albicollis (white-throated sparrow)
Lineage: Eukaryota; Metazoa; Chordata; Aves; Passeriformes; Passerellidae
Source: RefSeq, a predicted model, not a curated record